Molecule: messenger RNA, 807 nt
Organism: Morchella importuna
Lineage: Eukaryota; Fungi; Ascomycota; Pezizomycetes; Pezizales; Morchellaceae
Exons: 3
Coding region: 1-807 (268 amino acids)
Source: RefSeq, a predicted model, not a curated record
AUGUCUCCUCAGAUCUGGCUCAUCACUGGUACCUCCUCUGGCUUCGGCGGACUUCUCACAAAGGCCGCCCUCGCUCACGGCGACAAAGUCAUCGCGACUGCUCGUGACCCAGCUAAAAUCGCGGACCUAAAAGCCCUCGGUGCUGCUACCCUUGCGCUCGAUGUUACCGACACCGAAGAAAAUGUCAACAAGACUAUCACUGCUGCGGUCGAAAUUUAUGGUCACAUCGAUAUCCUGGUCAACAAUGCUGCUUAUAUCCUUGAGGGUGCUAUUGAAGAGUGCAGUCCGGAAGAAGAGUUCAAAUCCUGGAAUACCAAUGUCUUCGGUGUCACGAAGGUGCUCCGUGCGGUUCUGCCCUAUAUGCGGCUUUGCAGGUCCGGCAUGAUAGCGAAUAUGGGGUCGAUUGGCGGUUGGAGAGGCUACGGUGGAGCCGAAGUUGCACCACUCGGGAUAGAUGUCGUGUGCAUUGAACCAGGUUACUUCCGCACCAAUUUUUUGGCACCGGGACAUCGUACAUCGAGUGCGAAACACAUCGCCGACUAUGACCCUGUGAUGGAGCCUCUGAGGAACAUGUUGUCGGCAUACAAUGGCAAGCAACCAGGGGACCCUGAAAAGGGUGCGCGAGUGAUUGUUGAGAUUUUGACGAAGACAGGAAGGGUGCAGGGGAAGGUCUUGCCCGGCAGAAUCCCAUUAGGGUCGGAUGCAUUGAAGGUGAUUGGAGGGUUUUGUGCGGAUACUGGGAAGACCCUUGAAGAGUGGAAGGAUAUUGCAAGCUCAACGGAUCAUGACGAUGUUGCCAAGAAUUAA